CCAGGACUAAACGAAAACGAUAUCAGUGUUCGUACCGUCAUGCAAAAAAUACCAUGCUAUCAGUCUUAGCUUUUUAGUUUGUGUGCCAGCUGUUUUUAGCGUCGCGUUUUUUGUUUUUAUUAUUUACAUUCGCUUGAAUAGGCGAUCGGCGCUUCAGUAUGUAAUAGUUCCUCAACAAAGCAAACCCCAUCAAUCGACGCAAUUUGCUGUUUUGGUUUUAUGUAGCGCUUCAAAGGUUCUAGGAGUGUAUCUAUCGUCCAGUCUGUGUUCAAACUGUAAGUUGCUAGCAUGGUGAUCCACAGUUCUUACUCGCGACGGCUACAGCUGAUCGCCAGUAUCGUCGCGCUAAGGCACUCUUCGCCACUUGUUGCACAAAGCUGGAGAAAUUACCUGGGGCUUAGAUCGCGACAGUCACCACAACAUCGGUGCAAUCUUGUCAUCUCGCGACUGCAAGCCCUAGUGCAACGCAACAAUGUGCUUAGAAGUUCCAUCGAAGCGAAUAAGCCCGGCAAAUCGACUGCUACCGUGGGAGUGGCCUUCAUUGCAUCAUUUUCUCUGUUUUCGUCGAGUAAAUCGAAAUCAUCAGUGAACUGUGAAGCGCAGAAGGAAUCCGGUGAUAAAAUAGCCCAAACAGACACUGUCUGGAGCCUGAACGAAACUAUUCAACACUCGGAUCAGCUGUUCGAUGAGAACCACUUUCAGGAGGCGUACGACUUGUUGAUGAAAAGUUCGAAUCCCGAAGCGUACGAAAUCAAAUGGCGCAUGGCUCGCGUGCUUUUCAACCUCUCGAAAAGCACACCUAGCCCCAAAAAGGAACAAAUGAUCCGCGAAAGCUUCCAGCUUGCAACGGAAGCCCUAGCGCUGAAUGACAACGAUUUUGCCACGCACAAAUGGUACUCCAUUCUGUUGGAUGCCAAAAGUGUUCUGGACGGUAUCAAGGAGCGCGUAACACAGUUGGAGAACUUCGAAAUGCACUUGAAGCGUGCACUGGAACUGAACCCUGCGGACGCAACCAGCUGGCACAUCUUGGGCCAACUAUACUACGGAUUGGCCGCUCUACCGUGGUAUCAGCGGAAAAUCAUGGCCACAAUGUCCGCUACCCCACCGGAGGGAAGCUAUGAGGUGGCGCUGGAGUGCUUCGAAAAGGCAGAGCACACCAACCCGAACUUCUACUCGAUGAAUCAUCUGAUGUUGGGCAAAACGUAUCAGGCCCUCAAGAACACCGGCAAGGCGAAGGAGUUUCUUACACUGGCUGCCAACGUGAAGGUGUUGAACGAAGACGAUAAGCAAGCGAAAGAGGAGGCAGCAACAUUGUUGAAGAAGUUAUAGUUUUUUCGGGCAUCAUGUAGUCAUGAUACUAUGUAAUUUUUAACAGGUAUUUUAUUGAUAUUGUUAUUUGUAAAAAGUUAUAAAUAAGUUAAUGUUAUGAUUGUUA
Aedes aegypti (yellow fever mosquito) is the source of this 1435-nucleotide messenger RNA. RefSeq names its product regulator of microtubule dynamics protein 1. Lineage: Eukaryota; Metazoa; Arthropoda; Insecta; Diptera; Culicidae. Bases 289 to 1329 code for a protein of 346 amino acids. The record is from RefSeq and is a predicted model, not a curated record. Gene Ontology annotation, cellular component: mitotic spindle pole; spindle microtubule; cytoplasm. Gene Ontology annotation, molecular function: microtubule binding. The transcript has 3 exons.